GCGGCGCGGAGCGGAAGUGGGAGCCGGAGCCUCGUCCGCCAUUGUGGGGAAGCGGAGCCCAGAGCAAGGGGGGGGAAGCGGCGCUGCGUCCGGCCGGCCGGCUCCUUCCAGCGGGAACCCGAUCGGCGGCGGCAGCGAGCCCAGGUCGGCGGCGACGACAAUCAGGCGGCGGCGGCGGUGGGGAGGAGGCGGCGGAGGCGAGCGAGCGGCCCCGGCGUGCGGAAUCACUCGAGGCCCAGGCGGAGCGGAGCGAGGGGAUCGCGGCUCCCCGUGAAGAAUGUCAGCCACCAGCGUCGACCAGAGACCUAAAGGACAGGGAAAUAAAGUUUCAGUACAAAACGGUUCGAUUCAUCAAAAGGAUGCAGUAAAUGACGAUGAUUUUGAGCCAUAUCUAAGUAGUCAGACAAAUCAGAGCAACAGCUAUCCACCAAUGUCAGACCCAUAUAUGCCUAGCUAUUAUGCUCCCUCCAUUGGAUUUCCAUACUCUUUAGGUGAAGCAGCAUGGUCAACUGCAGGUGACCCUCCAAUGCCAUAUUUGACAACUUAUGGACAGAUGAGCAAUGGUGAACACCAUUACAUACCUGACGGUGUAUUUAGUCAACCCGGGGCAUUAGGAAAUACCCCUCCAUUUCUUGGGCAGCAUGGAUUUAAUUUUUUUCCUGGGAAUGCAGACUUCUCUACAUGGGGGACAAGUGGAUCUCAGGGACAAUCAACGCAAAGCUCUGCUUACAGCAGCAGCUAUGGCUAUCCACCUAGUUCUCUUGGGAGAGCCAUAGCAGAUGGACAGGCUGGAUUUGGCAGUGAUACUCUGAGCAAGGUGCCUGGGAUUAGCAGCAUUGAGCAAGGCAUGACUGGACUGAAAAUUGGUGGAGAUAUGACGGCUGCUGUAACAAAAACUGUAGGUUCAGCUCUGAGCAGUACAGGUAUGACAAGCAUUGCAGCUAACAGCGUGCCCCCAGUUAGCAGUUCAGCACCUAAACCAACCUCAUGGGCUGCAAUUGCAAGGAAACCUGCUAAACCUCAGCCGAAGCUCAAGCCUAAAGGUAAUGUGGGCAUUGGGGGCCCUGCUGUACCGCCACCACCUAUAAAACACAACAUGAAUAUUGGAACUUGGGAUGACAAAGGGUCAGUGGUAAAAGCACCCCCAGCUCAACCAGUACUGCCUCCUCAGACUAUAAUCCAGCAGCCUCAGCCAUUAAUUCAACCACCACCACUGGUGCAAAGCCAACUGCCUCAACAGCAGCCUCAGCCACAGCAACCACAACAGCAACAAGGACCUCAGCAGCAGGCCCAGCCUCACCAAUUGCAGCAGCAACAGCUGCAAAACCGCUGGGUAGCUCCUCGUAAUAGGGGUGUGGGCUUCAGCCAGAACAAUGGAGCUGGUAGUGAGAACUUUGGUUUAGGUGUUGUAUCCGUCAGCUCCUCACCUUCUGGUGUGGAAGUGCACCCAGUGCUGGAGAAACUAAAGGCCAUAAACAACUACAAUCCCAAAGACUUCGAUUGGAAUCUGAAGAAUGGACGUGUGUUUAUAAUCAAAAGUUACUCAGAGGACGAUAUUCAUCGCUCCAUUAAGUACUCUAUCUGGUGUAGUACUGAGCAUGGUAAUAAGCGCUUGGAUGCUGCUUACCGGUCCCUGAAUGGAAAAGGCCCACUCUAUUUACUCUUCAGUGUGAAUGGCAGUGGACACUUUUGUGGAGUGGCUGAGAUGAAGUCUGUUGUGGACUACAAUGCAUAUGCUGGUGUCUGGUCUCAGGAUAAGUGGAAGGGGAAGUUUGAUGUCAAAUGGAUCUUUGUCAAAGACGUUCCCAAUAACCAACUGCGACAUAUUCGCUUGGAAAACAAUGAUAACAAACCGGUUACCAAUUCGAGGGACACUCAAGAGGUACCCCUAGAAAAAGCCAAGCAAGUGCUUAAAAUAAUUGCUACUUUCAAGCAUACCACCUCAAUCUUUGAUGACUUUGCACAUUAUGAGAAGCGUCAAGAGGAGGAGGAAGCCAUGCGUAGGGAGAGAAAUAGAAACAAACAAUAACUAUAUGGAGAUGUCCUGCUAGAAUACAACACUAAUGAUGUAGACUCUGGAAAUGCCUAAUAUGUCUAAGAAGACGUUAUUAAAGCUUUUUUCUGCUUAAGGUGACAUCUUUGAACACUUUAACACGAAAUUGACUCUUCUUGUAAUGGUUCUCAUCAGUGCAUCUGCCCUUAUACUCUCUCACCAAACACACUUGAGAACUGUACCUUCGUCAAGCACUUUCUGUCCUGAAGCUUUUACCAGUAUCUGCUGUCUUUUGUAUUUAUGCAUCCUAGCUAAGGCACAGGAGACCGAACGAAUGCAAGGAUUCAUUAACUCUUUGAAUUUGUUAAAUACUAACAUUUAACCAUUAGAAGUGGUUCAAUGAUGUGAGAUUCACAUUGCUUCAACUUAAUUUUUUUCUUUGUUGUAGUUUUUUUAAUUGUCAGUUUUUAGCUAUUCAACAGAUUAAAAGCAAAUCAUGCCAUAUUUAGUCCUGGAGUAAAACUCAAGUCUAAAUGUUCAUGUGAAAAUUAUUGUAGUAAUCUUUUAAUAUGGCAAAGCAACUUUAAGCUGCAGUUUAGCCAAAUGAAUUGUAACAUGAAAUUAUAAUAGAAUGACAUUUCCCUUGUUUCAAACUGUUUGGUGUAAGAGAAUAUUAAUAUGCAGCUUGGUGGACACCACCAGUUAAUGCACAUUUCUUUAUUUUUUUCUGUAACAUGUAUACUGAAAAAAGUGCAUUUGUCUGAGGAACUGUUUGUUUGCUACCACUCAAUGAAUCUCAGUUUUGAGUAAAUGUACCUCAGUCUAAAUCAGACUUUUUAUGACCUUUAUAACUACAUUUAAAAUAAUCUUUAAUUCCUAUUUCUGGGUGUUUGCAAGCCUGACAGAUUGCUAUCAUGAAAGUGAAAAUUUACUCCUCUAGGUGAUUCACUAGCUAAAUAAACAUAAUUCUUGUUUAGCAAGCA
Messenger RNA from Cinclus cinclus, 2976 nucleotides. It is a transcript of the gene YTHDF3, whose product is annotated as YTH N6-methyladenosine RNA binding protein F3. The record is from RefSeq and is a predicted model, not a curated record. Bases 278 to 2029 code for a protein of 583 amino acids. Gene Ontology annotation, cellular component: cytoplasm. Gene Ontology annotation, biological process: mRNA destabilization. Gene Ontology annotation, molecular function: N6-methyladenosine-containing RNA reader activity; mRNA binding. The transcript is spliced from 5 exons. NCBI's taxonomy places the organism in Eukaryota, Metazoa, Chordata, Aves, Passeriformes, Cinclidae.